GGGAAGGGACAUCGAGGAAGAUAAGGUGUAAAACCCAUCAAAGCCCAAAAUGGAAAGAGAGGAGAUCGUUCACAGUUACGUUAAUCCCACAAACUCGCCAGUGGGUGAACGAAGAAAAACUUUGAAAGAUACUUGGGAUUUCCAAUGCAAUUGUGAGCGCUGCGUUCUUGAGAGCACACAGCUGUCAAAAAAGGCGAUCAAGGCAAUGAAAAAGAUUACCACAGACAUUAUAUCUUCAUCUGGGCCUUCCGGUGCCCCGAUGACAUCCGCAUACAUGGAUGCAAGGUCGAGACGGGAUGUUCCACGUCUGCUGAAGAUAAUAGCCGUGGUCCAAAAGGAUCUUUCUCAGCUUGAGAAGGUCCUGAAGAACGACCUUGGCUCUGGAGGAGUUAAGUGGUGCCAGGUGACUUUAGUCCAUGCGCAGGCAUUGAUCCGUGAGGCGACGUUCUGCUUGCAAUAUAUUGACACAGAUGGAAGGGCAGACAAAUUUCUCAAGUAUGGCAUGGAGUUCCUUAGGGCGAUUGCGUUGAUCGCAAGCGGCGAUGAUUUUGAAGUUCUCGCUGCUUGCACGGACUCGGAAGAUGAUGGCGAUGAUGACAAAGGCAAACUUUUCAUGUCGGAAGAUGAUGGUGAUGAUGGCGAAGGCGAACUUUUCAUGUCCCAUAACCCCAAUGUCUCUACUCCCUCUACAGAGAACCCCAGGCCCAUUCCCCUGAUGUCACUUCUUGGCCCAGCGCGCAAGUUGUUAGGGGACCUAUCACUCGAUUGGCCAGCGUGAUGAGCCAUCUUGACCGAAAUGUGUGGUCUGGCAGCACCACCCCCUUUUAAAUUAACGCGGCCCAUCACCUGG
Molecule: messenger RNA, 850 nt
Organism: Chara braunii
Lineage: Eukaryota; Viridiplantae; Streptophyta; Charophyceae; Charales; Characeae
Source: the annotation of a GenBank genome assembly